AUGAUCAUCUACAAGGACCUUAUCUCGGGUGACGAGAUCAUCUCCGAUGUCUACAAAGUGACCGAUGUCGGUUCUGGACUCUGGGAGUACGAUGGCAAAAUGGUCAAGAAGGGCGCUGAGAACUUCGUUCUUGAGGGCGCCAAUCCUUCUGCCGAAGGCGAGGAUGCCGAUGAGGGUGGCGCCGAGGGCGGCGUGGAGCAGGUGAUUGACUUCGUGGACGACUUCCGAUAUAACAAGAUCGAUGGUCUUGACAAGAAAGCAUACAUGGGAGAUGUGAAGAGGUACAUGAAAGCUCUCACCAAGAAGAUGGAGGAGGUGGGCAAGUCCAAGGACGAGGUCAAGGAGUUCCAGACUGGUGCUCAGGAAGGCAUCAAGAAGAUCAUCGCCAACUUCAAGGAUUACGAUGUCUACAAGGGCGAAUCCCUGGACGAUGACAGCAUGUACAUCCUGGUCAACUUCCGUGAGGAUGGUGUGACUCCUUUUGCCACCAUCUGGAAGCAUGGCUUGAAGGAGGAGAAGGUGUAA
Molecule: messenger RNA, 525 nt
Organism: Cyphellophora europaea CBS 101466
Lineage: Eukaryota; Fungi; Ascomycota; Eurotiomycetes; Chaetothyriales; Cyphellophoraceae
Exons: 4
Coding region: 1-525 (174 amino acids)
Cellular component (GO): cytoplasm
Molecular function (GO): calcium ion binding
Source: RefSeq, a predicted model, not a curated record